Phlebotomus papatasi is the source of this 1234-nucleotide messenger RNA. RefSeq names its product leucokinins-like. The record is from RefSeq and is a predicted model, not a curated record. Lineage: Eukaryota; Metazoa; Arthropoda; Insecta; Diptera; Psychodidae. The coding region runs from base 467 to 1129 and encodes 220 amino acids. The transcript has 2 exons.
UGGACAAUUUUAAUCCCAAGUGUAGGAGUCUGAGGAACUCUUUCCCUCGGGGGGACGACGACAGAAAAUGCAGAGGCAACCGUCUAUAGAUGCUAAAUGUUGAGUGAGCUAUCUUUGACAAAAUAUUUGAAAUUAAUAACUUGUAAGGAAAUGAGAUCAUUAAAAGCCUUCACCCAAGUAUCCCGUUCUCUCGUCCGCUCACCGAGUUCCGCUGAAGAGAUGUUCGCUUCAGUGACUUUUGAUUGGAAUGAUCCAGGGUGCGUUAUAAAAGGACAUGUCGCUCACUGCUUCGCCUUCAGUGUGACUCUGAAUUCUGACGAAGGAUAAAGUGCUCUUUUCUCAGUCAUGUUCAAUCACUAAAAGACAAUUCCCCAGUGAAAGAACCAUUUUUGCUCCCAAGAGUGUUGAAGGAAGGAAAAAAAAAAGGAAUCUCAAUCUUUCUCCCAACAUCAAAGGCCAAAAAGAAAUGUUAGCUCUUCGUGUGAUUCUCCUGGCAUCUCUGUCCAUUUUCUGUGGAUUAUGUGUCAGUGCAGAGUACCAUGGUGAAUUUGGGAUGGGCAUUCCACCAUGGACCUACAGCAAUAUCCAGAAAAUUCAGAGUCUCGAGGAACGUAUCAACCAAUAUCGACGUUUUAUCAUUCAUCUCUUUGGAAAACUUUCCGGAUCGUGUGAUUUAUUGCGAAUCUUUGAGGAAUAUACCACCCCACAGUAUCUUGAUCACUCCCCGGACAUUCAACAUUUGCUAGAUAAACUCCAGCAACCACCUCAGAGCAACAAUAAUGCAGAAAAUCCCACUCCUGCUGACCCCAAAAAGAACCUCCUCGAAGUCCUGGAAAUCUACAUGGAUUUCACAGCCUACGUCCUCGACCCAGUGACCACAGAGGGCAUAGAGAGGAGCCUCAGAAGGAACUGUGCAAGCGAAAGUGAAUUCUCCAACAAUUCGGGCAGUGACAAACGCAGUGACGAGAAAGUUGUGGGAAAGAAGAUAAAAUUCCACUCAUGGGGUGGCAAGAGACAUCAAGGGAAUCUCGAGGGUGGCUACAGGAUUAUCACAAGGACCCCCUUCCAUUCAUGGGGCGGCAAAAGGGCCUACCCAUCAGACCCAGCACUCUACAACGACUUGUAUUAAAUUUCACACAUUUCCUGGUGUCCUCCGUAAAUAAGUGUAAAUUUGGAACGUCCUACUAAUAAAUAUCCAUGUAAAAUGAUUCUAGGAGCAAACUUACCAUUUUUA